CACCAGAGAAGGACAAGAAUGGCCCCAAGGCCCAUUGCCUCCCGCGCCCCACGCAAGGGUCCGUAGUGACCGAAGAUGGACCCACAUGUGGAGAUUCAGCCACCCUCUGACUUCCAGCCAUGACCAUCACUACCAACCACCAUUUCCAGAGUUCCUGCUCUGUGCUGGGCACUGUUCUUGACAUUGAGCGGGGAUUCAAAAGAGAUAAAGCACAGUUGUAUCCCUCAAGCAACUUGUAAUUUAAUUUGGGAGCGGAAACCCACUCAAAUGAUGCGGCGUAAGAAUGAUAACAAGCGUUAUUUCACUAGAAUGGGUACUAGGAAAAAAGUUCACGCAUUCGUCCGUGUCAAACCCACCGACGACUUUGCUCAUGAGAUGAUCAAAUACGGAGAUGACAACAAAAGCAUUGAUAUUCAUAUAAAAAAAGAUCUUCAGAAAGGAGUUGUCAAUAACAAGCAGACAGACUGGUCGUUCAAACUGGAUGGAGUUCUCCACAAUGCCUCCCAGGACUUGGUGUAUGAGACAGUGGCAAAGGACGUGGUUGCUCAGGCCCUCGAUGGAUACAAUGGUACCAUCAUGUGUUACGGGCAGACAGGAGCUGGCAAGACAUACACCAUGACAGGGACAACCGAGAAUUACAAGCACCGGGGGAUCCUUCCUCGUGCCCUACAGCAGGUUUUUAGGAUGAUCGAAGAACGCCCCACACAUGCCAUCACUGUGCGUGUUUCCUACCUGGAAAUCUACAAUGAAAGUCUAUUUGAUCUCCUGUCUACUCUGCCCUGUGUUGGACCAUCAGUCACACCAAUGACCAUUGUGGAAAACCCUCAAGGGGUCUUCAUUAAGGGCUUAUCAGUCCACCUUACAAGUCAGGAGGAAGAUGCCUUCAGCCUCCUUUUUGAGGGAGAGACCAAUAGGAUUAUAGCCUCCCACACGAUGAACAAAAACUCAUCCAGGUCACACUGCAUUUUUACCAUCUAUGUGGAGGCCCAUUCACGGACUUUAUCAGAUGAAAAGUAUAUCACUUCCAAAAUUAACCUGGUGGAUCUAGCAGGCUCGGAAAGGCUAAAGAAGUCCGGGUCUGAGGGCCGAGUCCUGAAGGAAGCCACCUACAUCAACAAGUCGCUGUCAUUCCUGGAGCAGGCCAUCAUUGCCCUCGGGGACCAGAAGCGGGACCACAUCCCCUUCCGGCAGUGCAAGCUCACCCACGCCCUAAAGGACUCGUUAGGGGGAAAUUGCAAUAUGGUCCUCUUGACGAACAUCUAUGGAGAAGCCUCCCAAUUAGAAGAGACGCUGUCUUCACUGCGGUUCGCCAGCAGGAUGAAGCUGGUCACCACUGAGCCUGCCAUCAAUGAGAAGUACGAUGCUGAGCGAAUGGUCAAGAACCUGGAGAAGGAGCUGGCAUUGCUCAAGCAGGAGCUGGCUAUCCAUGACAGCUUGGCCAACCGCACCCUUGUGAACUACGAUCCCAUGGAUGAAAUCCAGAUUGCUGAGAUCAACUCCCAGGUGCGGAGGUACCUGGAGGGGACACUGGACGAGAUUGACAUCAUCAACCUCAGACAGAUUCAGGAGGUGUUCAACCAGUUCCGGGUGGUUCUGAGCCAACAGGAACAGGAAGUGGAAUUGACUUUGCGCAGGAAGUACACCCUUAUAGACAAGAAUGACUUUGCAGCCAUUUCUGCAGUCCAGAAGGCAGGGCUUAUGGAUGUUGACGGCCACCUAGUGGGUGAGCCUGAUGGACAAGGCUUUGGACUUGGGGUCACCCCUUUCUCUGCCAAACCUGGGAAGAAAGCCAAGUCCAAGAAGAUGUUCAAAGAACAGCUAAGCACCUCAGCAAGAAAGGAAGGUGCCAGCAGCCCUGUGGGUGGCAAGGAUUUGGAUUUCUCCACCUCUAAGACCCAGCUGACCCCAUCCUCCAAGGAAGGGGAUGUCAAAGACAUGCUUAUGCGGGACCGGGAGACCUCCAGCAUUGAGCCGCUUCCCUUAGACUCCCCAAAGGAGGAACUACGCCCACCCAGGCCCAGUACCCCACCCCCCAAACCUGUGGCCUUCGAGGACUUUAAGAACGAGCGGGGCAGUGAGAUCAACCGCAUCUUCAAAGAGAACAAAUCCAUCUUGAAUGAGCGGAGGAAGAGGGCCAGCGAGACCACACAACGCAUCAAUGCCAUCAAGCGGGAGAUGGACAUGACCAAGGAGGCACUAAAUUUUCAGAAGUCACUCCGUGAGAAGCAAGGCAAGUACGAGAACAAGGGGCUGAUGAUCAUCGAUGAGGAGGAAUUCCUGCUGAUCCUGAAGCUCAAAGACCUCAAGAAGCAGUACCGUACUGAGUAUCAAGACCUGCGUGACCUCAAGGCUGAGAUCCAGUACUGCCAGCACCUGGUGGAUCAGUGUCGUCACCGUCUGCUCAUGGAAUUUGAUAUCUGGUACAAUGAGUCCUUCUUCAUCCCCGAGGAUAUACAAGUGUCACUGAAACCAGGUAGUAGCAUCCGACCGGGCAUGGUGCCUAUCAGCAGGAUCGUGUCUCUGGUGAGUGGCAUGAGGGCAGGAGUGGGGACAGCGGAUGAACACAAGGUGGUGGGCAGUACCUCUUGUUCUCUAUCUUCUCCACAAACAUGGCAGUGUAUAGGCUGCUCCCAGCCUCUCCCACGGUUGGCUGAGGCAAAUGGACAGGUACAGGUCUCUUCCCUGUUAUGGAGGAUGGGGACACAGAAAACAUCACUUGCUGCUGCCACCUUUUUGGGGUGGCUCAUCCUGCCCAGGUGGCAGCUACAGGGUGUCUGGCAAAUACAGGGCCGGGGGUUCUGAACUACCCUGCGUGGGGUUUGCAAACCCUGCGAGGGGCUGCCCUGAUGCCCCCCACAGGCCUUGUCAGGGUAGACCUAACAAUGCCAGACUGAAGGGACUGUGCUGAGUUGAACCUCCCCUAGGGAGAAGAUGACCAAGACAAGUUCAGCCAGCUGCAACAGACGGAGCUGCCUGAGGGCCCUGACUCUAUCUCCUUCUACAAUGCCAAAGUCAAGACA
This is a messenger RNA of Nyctereutes procyonoides (raccoon dog), 3020 nucleotides long. It is a transcript of the gene KIF9, whose product is annotated as kinesin family member 9. The transcript has 20 exons. Bases 268 to 2802 code for a protein of 844 amino acids. Lineage: Eukaryota; Metazoa; Chordata; Mammalia; Carnivora; Canidae. The record is from RefSeq and is a predicted model, not a curated record. Gene Ontology annotation, cellular component: kinesin complex; microtubule. Gene Ontology annotation, molecular function: microtubule motor activity; ATP binding; ATP hydrolysis activity. Gene Ontology annotation, biological process: microtubule-based movement.